UUACGGAAAAGAAAACCUACCAUGGCAGGAUCUGAGUCGUCAAGUAAAUUGCGUACUAUCAUGGCCUUUAUUGCUCUUUUAUUUGCCCUAUUAUCUACUGGACAUUGCAGCAGUCAGGUACCACUUGUAAUGUGGUCCAGUGAAGGGUACACCUUGCCACCCAUGGCAUCUCCAGCUGCUGGUCACAUAAUAUCUAAUGACCAACUGAUGUCCUACCUAAAUUCUGCUCUGGGGUCUGCCCCACACAACGUGCUUCUCUUCCUACAGGACAAGCUGAGCAAAGAUGACUUCACAAGGUAUGGGGGUGUUUUUGGAAACAAUCAUGAGAGUGCCUUUCCCAACCUGGAGUCUGCAUUACAGUCUUCCUCUUCGUUGGUGCUGCCUGCCCUGUCAUGGCUUGGUGCUAGUGCCGUCCCAGGUCUGCUACAGGAGAAGCUGGGUGUUUCCCCACUCAGCGUAGACCCAGACACACUGGCGCAUCUCCGACUCAAUGCAUCAGACAACACUCUGCUGCUUAUCAUCCUGCCCUAUUCUACUAGUGCUUACCUGUCCUGUAAGGAAGUCCUGCGUAGCAAUGAUGAGGUCAUUGGUAAAGUUCUGAGCAUCAUGAAAGCCCAGGGUGUUCCCUACACUGCUAUUUACACUGGACUCAAGCCCUCACGAGUGAUUGAGGAGCCAUCCAUGGUUGGCCAGUCUUCUAUGAGCCGGUCCUUGCUGCAGGCGGUUAUCGAUGAGGUCAAACCGCCUUUGAUGUUUAACACUACUAGUGGCCCUUGCAUCAUGCUCUGGGCCCAGAAUCUCAACGUCAGCUUUAAUAACCUGGAAUGGAUUGACCUCGGUCCAUUGACCUUUGCUCCAGGUGGCUCUGUGAGCACGGCUGGGUCCUUCUGUAAUGAAACAAAUUCACAGCUUGUCCUUGAUUAUGGAAGUUCUGUUCCAACGUACAACCCCUUCCGUCUCAUCUUCUCCAUGAGCCAGCGGCGCUACCCUGUGUCUGCACGAAACUGGUUCACCCUGGACACAGUGCAACUGCUAUUCAAUGCCGAUACAGCCAUUUACAAUGGCAGCCGGGGCAUCUACGCCCCCGCAGAGUACUCCUUCCACUGCCAGAAUGUCAACAACUUCCGUAAUGCACUGCUUGUGCCCCGCACUCAGAAUGCUACCCAGUGGAGGAUUCUCUUCACCGACUUCCAGAUCCAAGGCUUCAGUAUACUGAACAAGACAACAGAUUUCUCCUAUGCCAGUGACUGUGCUGGCUUCUUCACACCAGGGAUCUGGAUGGGCCUGAUCACCUCUCUGCUGAUGCUGCUAAUCCUCACCUACGGCAUGCACAUGAUCAUGCAGCUACGCUCCAUGGACCGCUUUGACGACCCUAAAGGCCCCUCAAUCUCAGUGCCUCAGUCGGAGUAAUGAAGACAAGAGAACGCCCCUGAGCCUGGUCCCAGAUCUGUUUGUGCUGUCUUGCCUACCCCUAUGGUCAUUGUCGUGUGACAUUGACCAUGUGACAAUGUAAGUUGGCAAGACGACACAAACAGAUCUGGAACCAGGCUAACCCCUCCACUCCCCUAACUUAUGUUCCCUCCUUUUGAUUUGCUCAUGACUUAUUCGAUAUAUUCUAUUGUCAUUCGCUUACUUGCUUUAGCCACCUCCACCCUGUUCUCUGAUUGUCAGCAUUGAGCAUUCCCAUCCUCUUAGCCUUUGUCAAAUCACAUUUUAUUCGUCACAUGGUUCGUAAACAACAGGUAUAGACUAACAGUGAAAUGCUUUCUUAUGGGCCCUUCCCAACAAUGCAGAGAAAUAAUAACUGAAUAAAUACACA
Molecule: messenger RNA, 1819 nt
Organism: Salvelinus namaycush (lake trout)
Lineage: Eukaryota; Metazoa; Chordata; Actinopteri; Salmoniformes; Salmonidae
Product: V-type proton ATPase subunit S1-like
Exons: 10
Coding region: 22-1410 (462 amino acids)
Cellular component (GO): proton-transporting V-type ATPase complex
Source: RefSeq, a predicted model, not a curated record